Ectocarpus sp. CCAP 1310/34 is the source of this 1597-nucleotide messenger RNA. The record is from the annotation of a GenBank genome assembly. NCBI's taxonomy places the organism in Eukaryota, Phaeophyceae, Ectocarpales, Ectocarpaceae.
CACAGCGGCACACCCGCUGCACGCAGCAGCUGCUCUGUCUCCCGCACAGCGGAAGUACAGCCAGUACCACCUACUCCUUGCCGCGGAGGAGUCUUACAGGCUGCCCGCUUGCUGGCUGUAGCCCAAAGCAUACGCGUGAGGCUGCUCAUUGUCAUCCAGGGUCCUCGCCGCGGCCCCUCUAAGCUCCAUGACGAUGCUGCUGCUGCUGCGAAAGCCUUGUCGGAUUGCCAUGGCGACGGUGAUCCUUCUCGCGCCAGAAACAGGCGCCUUCUAUACGGUGACACCACCAACCGCCACCACCACCAACAGCGCGACCUCGGUGCUCUCAAGACCAUCAGCGGCAACCCAGUAGAGGCAUCCUAUUUGCAGCACCUGCCGCCGGCGCUCAUUGGCUCCACUGCGCAUGGCGGCAUCAUCGGAUGCUGCUGCUGCUGCUGGGGGUGAUGAUGAUCUACGAGGCAUCGGGAAGGGGAUAGCGGUGACACUCGGACAGCAUGGGUGCACGGUCUACGUUACGGGCCGAUCUGUUGGGGGCAAUACAAAGGACAAGGCAAGUCGCUCUGGGGUGUCAAGAAAAGGAAUGAGCGUUCUUUCGCAUGAUUAUUUUUACACUCGUCGUGGGUCUUCGGUGUACAGAAAGCAUACAUACAAUAUUCCAAGGUUCGGUUCUGUAGGGUACGGGUAAUGUCUGUGGGGUAUUGGAUCUGUUACAGAACCGGAGGGUAAUCUCUGUAGGGUACGGGAUGUGCUACAGAACUCACAGAAGUGUAGGGUAUUGUGGCAUGACCGUCACAGAACUCACAGAAGUGUUGGGGUAUUGUAUACAGAACAAGAGGGUAAUCUCUGUGGGGUAUCGGGUGUGCUACAGAACUCACAGAAGUGUAGGGUAUUGUGGUGCAACCGUCACAGAACUCACAGAAGUGUAGGGUAUUGCGGCACGACCGUCACAGAACCCACAGAAGUGUUAGGGUAUUGUAUACAGACCAAGAGGGUAAUCUCUGUGGGGUACCGUGUGUGCUACAGAACUCACAGAAGUGUAGGGUGCCGUGGUGCAACCGUCACAGAACUCACAGGGUAGGCUCUGUAGGGUAUCUGUAGGGUAACUACAGACGGUCAUUACCCUCGGUACCCGCGCGAGUCUCUGUAUUUGCACACUGCUGUUUGCCUUCGUUCGACUCGGUUUCAAGGUACUAAACCAAGACUUGAAAACAUGAAGCGUGCUUGCGUACGGCCCCUAUAUAUCCCAGUCCUCAACUUCCCAGGUGACAGCGGAGGACUACUGCCUAAAAAAAAACAUAAACAUAAACAAAAAGCAUUUCACGUUUAGACUAUGUUACGUUUUCCUCUACCCUCUCCACUUCCCAGAGGGGGAAAAACCUGCACGACGAAAAAAAGAUCAAGACUGAAAACCUGAGUGCAAAGGAUUUCGUGGUGCGCCCCCACGACUACUCCUCGCCAGCAGGCAAGGGGCAAACUCCGUUCCCAUCCGACUUUUUCCCAACACAACAGCAGUAGCGAGAAGCAAAGAGGGGUCUCUCCUGAACCCCCCCCCCCCCGACAGUCAGUCUACACGCCAAUGUCGUUCGCGGUGUUGUUC